Messenger RNA from Pocillopora verrucosa, 2912 nucleotides. RefSeq names its product kelch-like protein 12. Gene Ontology annotation, molecular function: protein binding. The record is from RefSeq and is a predicted model, not a curated record. NCBI's taxonomy places the organism in Eukaryota, Metazoa, Cnidaria, Anthozoa, Scleractinia, Pocilloporidae.
UUCAUUUUCAAAAACUUCAUUUGAGAGUCGCUCUAAACCUAGCUAUUUGCAUCAAAAAUUACUUCCUAGGGAUUGUUUGCUGCUUUCAAUCUAUGGAUAAAAUGUUUUGCUUCUCAAUAUGAUAAGAUUGCGACGGUAAGUUUGUGACGUGUCAGCGUCGUAAACGUGAAAAGCUGUAGUGUACCAAAAUGGCCUUGGAUGACGUGUUUAAACAAGAAACUUCCUUGCGUUCUGUUGAUGAAACUCACAACACAUAUAUCCUAAAACGAAUCUCGCGAAUGCGAGUCCAUUCUGUUUUGACAGAUGUCGUGCUUGUCGUAGAGGGCAAAGAGUUCCCUGCCCACCGAAAUGUGCUAGCUGCUAACUCAGACUAUUUCAUGGCCAUGUUUAGCGGACACAUGGCCACCACGAGUGAUAAAGUCUCUGUUGAAGAAAUCACUGCCACUGCAAUGGAAAUUCUCCUGGAUUUCAUAUACCGAGGUGAGAUUUUAAUCACCGAGGAAAACGUCGAAGAUGUGUUCUGUGGUUCGUGUUUACUUUUGCUCGAGUUUGUUACUCAAACUUGCUGCAAAUUUAUUCAAGAUCGUCUCGCUUUGGGUAAUUGCUGGGGAAUUCGUGCUCUGUCGGAUAAAUUCAACUGCAAUGAUCUAAUGAACCGAGCAACUACUUUUAUCGAGGAAAAUUUUAUGGAAGCUGCAAAUUGUGAAGAGUUUUUGAUGCUGCCUGCUUCAGAUCUGAGCGAUCUUUUGAUUGAUGAUGAAAUUGUAAUAACACGUGAGCAAGACUUGUACGAACUGUUACUGAAAUGGGUGGAACACAAUCGAGAGGAACGGGUGAAGCACUUUCCGUCACUUUUGGAAAAGAUUCGUCUCCCUCAAGUUAAUCCUGAAUACUUUGAUGAAAUUAUUGCCACUGAUGAUUUGGUUACAGAAAACCCAGAGGUUCAGGAAAUCAUUUCUAAAGCAAGACAAUACAUCUACUCUCCCACAAAAUUAGCUGAAUCAAUGACAGAAACUGAGCCUUUCAAAUGGCAAAUCCCUAGAAGAUGUUUGCGAACAGUUAGUGUUCUUCUGACAGUUGCAGGACCAACAUGUGCUAUUUAUGAAGCAGAGAGUGAUGCAUGGCACAACAUCUCACGCCCAAGUACACGGCACUGUGCAGGUCUUGAAUCCAUGGGCAAAUUUGUGUAUAUAGUGGGUGGAAGUAAAGAGUGGAAGAGAAUGAAUACAUGCGAAUGUUAUGAUCCAGAUCUUAAUGAAUGGAAUCUCACAGCACCAAUGAAUGUGCCUCGCAGUAAUAUUGGUUUGGUAGCUCUGAAUGGACUUCUUUAUGCUGUUGGUGGAUAUGAUGGGAAAUCACCCAUACGAACCGUGGAAUGUUAUGAUCCAAAGAAAGACGAGUGGAGGUUUGUGGCACCAAUGAACAACCAGCGUGAUGGUGCCUGUGUUGUGACGGAAGGUCAUUGUAUCUACGUCAUAAGUGGCUAUGAUGGAAAUAAUUACUUGAGUUCUGUGGAAAUGUAUAAUCCAGGCACUGAUGUUUGGUCUUUAGGAGUUGUGGCUCCAAUCAUAGAACGACGGGAAGAUGCUAUGGCUGCUGUUGUUGACAACAAAAUUUAUGUUAUUGGUGGCUACCAUGGUAACACAUUCAUGCCAACAUGUGAAGCCCUAGAUCUUGAUGACAAUGUAUGGAAUUUUAUGGCAUCACUGAGUGCUCCACGUUAUCAAGCAGGUGUGGCUGUGUUGAAUCGUAAGAUCUAUGUUUGUGGUGGAUGGAGUGGGAAUGGAUUAGCCACCAGCUCUGUGGAAUGUUAUGAUGUGGCCACAAACACAUGGUCAAUAAUAAGGUCACUACCAACACCUGCAGCAGCCAGAACAGCUUUCUGUAACUUUCCUCGCAAAAUGAUUGAAAAACUGAUUCCUGAAGAGUCCCAAAAGUCUGGUUCAACUGAAAAUUUGGCACAGCAAAUGAGGCAUUCUUUUUUAAAGCAUGGACAGCAGUCUUGAUAACUUUUGCUCCUUUGAGGAUAGAAUGGGAAAACUAUUUGCAUUGUUGGAAUCAAAAGUUUUCAUGUCCCUUAAAGGAAACAUAUGGCAACUGCUAAUUAUUAACUACUGGCCCAUUUUACAAGUACAAUUUUAGUCCUUUUUAGUACACUUGCUAUCCUUUUUGAUGUGGAAGUUUCCAACACAAACAUACCAAUUAUUUCUAGUUUAAAUGGUUUGUUUAGGAUCUGUUCUCCAAGAUUUGAAACAUCAUGAUGAGAUUUGAACAAUUUGCAGAUUCCUUGAUCAAGUGUGAUCAUGUGCAAUGGUUUAAAACUUUAUAAUGUUGAUCUUUCAGUGAGCUGGCUCAGAUCAGUGAUCAUUGAAAGUAGCACUUAAGCAUUGAAGAAAUGCAGGGAAUUUUUCUACUCCUUUGUCAAAUUUUGAUAAUUGCCUUGCAGUAUUGGAAAAAAUGUUAGUCUGAGUUAGUUUGAUUGAUUAAAAACUAGUCCACUAAAGUGCUUUUAAAUUUAUGUAAUCUCAUGUUAUGGGUCUUAGAUAACUUAUUUCAGUUGUUAUGUCAUACAAGUAAACCAAAUAAUGCUCUGAUUUUAAUUCUUUCUCUCUAGGAUAGUUAGUUCAGUUAUACUGAAAAUCUUGUGUAGAUGAAAAAGGACUGCAUUCAAUUCUCAAUAUAUGUUUUAUGAGUUACAGAAGGUAUUCCAAAGGCUUUUGAUUUUCAAACAUAUCACAUUUUUUGGAUUUAUUUAAUGUAUAAAAUACUAAUAUUGGCUAAAUCCUUUAAGGAAUAUGGGUAUCAAAAGUAUGAACUGACCACAUAAAUUUAAAUAAGGUUUUUGAUAAAGUUUUCAGUGAUAUCUAAAGAUAUAGCAUAUCCAAUCAUAUAGUUUAGGGUAUUUCAUUAUU